AUGAGUCCCCCCUCUCCUAAUCAAAAUCUGCUCGGAAAAGUGGCUAUAGUCACUGGGGCAUCUCGGAGCAUUGGAGCUGGAAUCGCGUUGGGACUCGCAAGCAGAGGCGCCAAAGUCGCAAUAACAUACACCUCCUCAAAAAGCGAUGCCAGUGCCAGCGACUUGGUGAAGCAAGUCGCAUCAAUGAGCCACCACAGUGGCUCUACAGCUGCAAUCGCCAUCAAGGCGGACUUGCGCAUUCCAUCAUCAGCUGCAAGAAUCGUCGAACAAACUACGAAGGCUUUUGGCCCGCAUAUCGACAUUCUCGUGAACAAUGCGGGUGUCGAGCUAGUAAAGCCGGUGCAGGAUAUUUCGACAGACGACUUUUCUUUUGUCUAUGAUUUGAACGUGCGUGCGCCAAUGUUGAUGCUCCAACAAGUCCUUCCGUUCCUCAGAACUCCAGGCCGAGUAAUCAACAUCGGCUCGGUGGGUGCGCGCUAUGGAUUCAAAGAGCUAUCCACGUAUUGUUCAUCUAAAGCUGCCCUGGAGGGACUGACGCGCUGCUGGGCAGCAGAGUUGGGUGCGGCAAAGCACACUGUUAAUACGGUAAACCCUGGUCCUGUGCAGAGCGAGUUGCUAGAUAAUAUUCCUGCCGAUAUUGUUGAUAUGCAGCGCAAGAACACACCGGUUGAGAAUAGGCUCGGUACAGUGGAUGAUAUUGCUCAGGUAGUAGCUUGGCUAGCUAGUGAGGAGAGUCGCUGGGUUAGUGGUCAGGCUUUGGCAGCGAGUGGUGGAUGGGUCAUGUAUUAA
Molecule: messenger RNA, 789 nt
Organism: Talaromyces rugulosus
Lineage: Eukaryota; Fungi; Ascomycota; Eurotiomycetes; Eurotiales; Trichocomaceae
Exons: 1
Coding region: 1-789 (262 amino acids)
Molecular function (GO): oxidoreductase activity
Source: RefSeq, a predicted model, not a curated record